This is a messenger RNA of Rhipicephalus microplus (southern cattle tick), 978 nucleotides long. RefSeq lists its product as uncharacterized. Lineage: Eukaryota; Metazoa; Arthropoda; Arachnida; Ixodida; Ixodidae. The record is from RefSeq and is a predicted model, not a curated record.
AUGGCGACCGUGUGCACCACGGCGUACUGUAAACGAUGCAGCACAUUUGGCCACGACACUGAGAGUAUUUCAGCCGACUGCAAACGCUGCGGGGUACACCACGGGACGCGCGAGUGCUUCCGUAAGCGUUCGUACGCUUCAGCCGCCCGCGGCUUCCGCUCGCUUUCCAAAACCGCUGUGCCUCACCACGAGUCAAGCGGACCCGUCUCUGCCAGGGCUGCCAUUUCACCGCGUCUGCAGGUUCUUACACCUAGGUCCACACCCCGCACAUCAGAGGGGGCGUCCGUUUCGGGAGACCGCCAGUCUCACACUGGCGCGCCCACAAGUAGCGACACUGAAGCCUCGUCUGCCAACGAGGGGGCAGAAAGGGUGGACGACACCACCACCAUGUCAACCGAAACCGAGCCGAGUGACAAUGAGGCGGCCUCAGUGCAAUCGCCACCUCCAUUGCCCGCCGCACUCGGGUCAGGUCAGGAUGACGGCGUGAUGCCGUCAUCCGCAGCCGAAGUGGCCGCCGACACUAACAAGUCACGAGUAGGACACACCUCCCCCACCGACGCACCCGCCAACGUCUUGGCCCCCGUGACCACCCAGGACCUGGAGGUCCGUGUCCAAGACGCCGUCAGCGUCGACCCCCCCAUAUGGAGGGAAGGACACUACGUCCCUCCCGAAUAUGGUGAGGACCACCGACGGACCCCGUCAUCUUCCCCUGCACCCCACCCGGCACGACUAAGGCGGAAGUCGGACGUGAGACCGGGACAGACAGCCACAGGCCUCGAGCAGAGAUCACGCUCGCGCUCACGGAGACGCGUCGACAAGCGGGAGGCGGCCGGAGGAGCGGGCGCUAACAGGGACGCACGGCAGCGCAGACCCGGGCCCAUUGGUCAAAGCAGCGAUAGCGACGCUCCGCCGCACGCGAAGGCCCAGAAGCUCGAGGAAGAUGGAGGGGGCAAGGGGGAACCACCCCCCACGCCCUGA